AUGGCACUUUCGGUGGUUGAAGAAAUAACCGUUUGCCAGGUAUGGUUCAAGAAUCGUCGCGCCAAGUGCAGGCAGCAGUUGCAGCACCAGACUUCAACAAAUGCUAACAGCACUAAAUCGUCUAGCGGCGGUAGCAGUUCGAGCAUGUCGGUUCGUCAACAGUCUAGCAGUGCAUCCGGUUCACUAGGUGGACCGUCCAAUAGUUCGGCAUCGAACACCACCGGAGGUAGUAACAACAGCAAUAGUAAGAACUCGAUCGUGAACGCUAAUAAUAAACCAACGAUAAAGCACACACCGAUGAACAACCACAGUCACAAUCAUUGUCAGUCUAGUGGGCCGUCAGGAAAUAUAACCGGCGGAGUUGCAACCGCCAAUAAUGUAGGCCAGUCAAACGCGAGCGUUGCGAGUCAUAACGGCUCUCAGCACAGUCUCAAUCACAGCAAUGCCUCACCAAUACUACCGAUCACGCCGUCGACCUCCGUUAGCCCACCAAUUAACGUGAUCUGUAAGAAGGAGCAAACUUCAUCCUUUCAUCAUGGAGGCACCACCUCUAGUAGCGAAGCAGCUAUGAAAGCGGUUGCAGCGGUGGCUGGUUACGAGUUACUGAAAGAGUCCGAGUUGAAUCUUGCGCACCAUUCUCCGGCCACUUACGUCAACAUCAACUCACGACUGGGGCAAUCUCUCGGGACAGGAGGAGGCGUCUCCGGAGGCAUCGGCAGUGGCACAAUUGGUAGUUCGAUCAGCGGCGUGGUCGGUGGUAUAAGUAGUGUUGGGCUCACUAACGGACCAUCGGCUGCUGGAAACUUGACACCGCUCGGUUCAAAUUCUUCCAUAAUGACUACACCAUCGCCACCGAUUACUCCGCAGACAUCACACAAUCCGUUGUCGUACGUACCAAAUCACGAAACGUAUAACUUCUGGCAUAACCAGUACCAGCAGUAUCCAAACAACUACAACCCCCCGUCUUAUUACAGUCAGAUGGAUUACUUCAAUAAUCAGAAUCAAGGCAACUACAAUAUGAGCCACACAAGCUACGCCACUUCUGCUAACUUCGGUCUCACUUCCACGUCUGCCCUUUCCGGUCCAAUGGGUUCGCAAACCUUUAGCCCAAAUGGACUCGAUUAUAUAAGUCCACAAGAUAAAUAUGUCAACAUGGUGUAAGCGAAAGAAUUUGAUCAAAAGACAGGGCUCAUUUUCAAUAUCACUUGUCGCUCUUUCAGCUGCUAAUUCCGUUGCAGCACCUCAUCUAAAUCGGUUUUUGAGCGUUUUUAAUUUAGUCGUGUUUUAUCUACCGUGUGAAACUUUUCGUAUUUUUUUUAAGUAGAACUUUUAUCGAAGUAGUUUCUUGGGCGAAACACUUUUUCAAAUCUCUUAAGAAAAUUGUUUUGUGGUCUUUUCCCUAUCAAUAAAUUGCUGCCGAUAUCGGAAGAAAAGGUAAAUAGACAGUGUAUGCUUUAAUAUAUAAGGUUAUUAUAACCCAUAAUUUCUAAAUCCGGAUAAUGGAUUUUUUACCCAAUUUCAAACAUUUAUGUAGUUUGGAAACAACUGUGCUUUUGUUUGUAAAUUAUAAUUAUUUUCUUCACUCUUUUUUGCAAUCUAUUCACUUUUAAAAAGUGAACUUAAGAAAUAAUCUUUUGUUCAGGUGGUCCCAUGAUAGACAAUCAUUUUGAACGUUGAACAUCCAUAUUUAGCCACAUUAUUAAUACGUAUCUCAAAUAAUCACAUGAUUGAACCGAAUUUAUUGACCAUGUUUUAAUAAAGCUUUCACGUUUAAUUAAUUAGUCAUAUUGGUUUUUUCAGUGUUUAGAAGAUCUUAAACUAAUAGAAAACUGACUUCAAAAUGAUCAAAAUUAAAUCAAAUGAAUCGCUUCUGCACCUAACGGUUAGAAAAACAAUCAACGCCAUGAAUUAAAAAUAGAUACCGUGUGGUUGCAUACACACGGAAGCAUUUCAUAGUAAGAACACCUUUCA
Messenger RNA from Anopheles bellator, 1971 nucleotides. Its product is annotated as homeotic protein ocelliless-like. The record is from RefSeq and is a predicted model, not a curated record. Bases 1 to 1161 code for a protein of 386 amino acids. Lineage: Eukaryota; Metazoa; Arthropoda; Insecta; Diptera; Culicidae. Gene Ontology annotation, molecular function: DNA binding. The transcript is spliced from 2 exons.